GUUUGCCUCUCGAAGCAGUUGAAAUCUCUCCAUGUUCCUGGUCUGGGAAUGGAUGGGAGAUUUACACUAGCAACUUGGCUACUAGAAUUUGUUCAAAGGGUCCUUUGAAUUCGGUCUUACUUUUCCUCAUUCGUUUAUGCUCCUGAAUUACUGCUGCUCAGAUCUCGUGGCCUGCGAGUCUUUGCAAAAUGCUUUAAAGUAUUGAGAAGCGAAGAAAUUGAGUUAAUUUUCAGAGUUACAGCGGGAGUGUUUUGUUGAAAAAGCGACGGUUGAAGUCUGAAAAACUGAAACUUUGGGAGCUCCAUUGGUCGGUUGCAAAGGCCCCUGUUUGGAACCAUGCGUGGAACGGUACACCUCCGCGUGUCACUUAGAGCAUUGCGUGCUGGUCGAUCUUCUCUCCCGCCGCAGCAGCGUUCUCUGACAGUCUCCUACUUUCUGCCUUUUCACUGUCGAAGGCAAUUGUUGUUUUCGUCGUUCGCUGACUCGGGCCGUGUUUCGCUGUGUGCUAAAGCAUUAAAGACGACCACUUGGGGAUGUGGUGAUUCAAUGUCAGGUUCCGUAUCCGGAUUUAGAAGCGGAACUGGUUUGGGUUGCAGAGGGCUGCUGCAUUGGAGGAGAUCGAUGAGCUCGGAGCGCCCUUCAGAGAAAAAGAAUGAUGAUACUCAGAAGGCGAGCGAUUCAAAACCAAGCCUGGCAUCUCGACUUCCAAUUCCAGGUCGUGAGGAUAUCUAUACAAUCCCAAAUAUCCUGACGUUCACACGGCUUGUAGCUGCCCCUAUGGUUGGCUACUUUAUUCUGAAUUCGAACCACGUUAUGGCUCUAUCACUAUUUGCAUACGCAUCCAUAACCGACUUGGUUGAUGGAUAUAUUGCUCGAAGGUUCGGGCAGCAAACGGUUGUUGGAACCAUAAUUGACCCCAUGGCCGACAAGAUACUUAUGACUGUGGGAGUGAUUUGCCUUGCUAUAAAAUCGGCAAUUCCUGUCUGGCUUGCCGGUGUAAUCCUUGCGCGUGAUGUCGGACUUGCAAUCUCUGCCAUUUAUUACAGAUGGAUCUCGCUACCACCCCCGAAAACCAUGGCACGAUACUGGGAUUUUUCUCUGCCAUCUGCAGAGGUCAAACCAACUCGGAUCUCAAAGGUGAAUACUGCUUUGCAACUAUUGCUAAUUGGGGGAGCGAUGGCAAUGCCCGUUAUUCCCGAGGCCAUACUGAGUGCGUGGAAUUUGCAUGAAGGAAUGAUUGGAUUGCAGUACAUUGUUGCUCUCACAACCUGUUGGUCCGGGCUGGGCUACAUCUAUUCGAAAGAUGCUGUGAGGAUACUUUCUCGCGACAAAUCAAGGUAGGGGUGAUGUGAUCCUGCCCCGUAGGUGGUACUCCUCAUCUCACAAGCUGAGGUGGCUUGCUAGAGGCCGGAUAAAGCAUAAAAAGGGUGAAGUUAAAUUAUCAAAUUUUGCAGGACUUGGCAAAGCAACAUAGCGACACUUUCACAUUUCGUCAAUAGAUGGGGAGGAGUGGGCAUGCAGGCACUUUAGUAUCAGGCCCAUUUGGGCUGCGCAAAUGAGGAGGCACAGCAUGAAUUGAUAGGCUAGGUCAACUUUUACCUGGAACGCGGCCCACACUGUCACCUUAGAAUCUAGUAUC
This is a messenger RNA of Coccidioides posadasii C735 delta SOWgp, 1639 nucleotides long. RefSeq lists its product as uncharacterized. Gene Ontology annotation, cellular component: mitochondrion; membrane. Gene Ontology annotation, molecular function: cardiolipin synthase (CMP-forming) activity. NCBI's taxonomy places the organism in Eukaryota, Fungi, Ascomycota, Eurotiomycetes, Onygenales, Onygenaceae. Gene Ontology annotation, biological process: cardiolipin biosynthetic process. The record is from RefSeq and is a predicted model, not a curated record.